AUGGCUCAGAGAGCCUGGGCCAGCAUGCUCCUCCACAGCCGCAGGACCCAGCUCCUCCUCGUCAACUCCCUGACGUUCGGCCUGGAGGUCUGCCUGGCUGCGGGGAUAACCUACGUGCCUCCACUGCUGCUGGAAGUGGGCGUGGAGGAGAGGUUCAUGACCAUGGUUUUGGGGAUAGGACCAGUCCUCGGCUUGGUUUUUGUCCCGCUGAUCGGAUCCGCCAGCGACCACUGGCACAGCAGCUAUGGCCGAAGGCGUCCUUUCAUCUGGGUGCUUUGCCUGGGCGUCCUGCUGAGCCUCUUCGUCAUCCCGCAUGCCGGCAGCCUGGCCAGCCUGUUCGCCCUCGACACUCGCCCGCUGGAGAUCGCCUUCCUCAUCCUGGGCGUCGGGUUGCUGGAUUUCUGCGGCCAGGUCUGCUUCACUCCGCUGGAAGCCCUGCUCUCCGACCUCUUCCAGGAGCCGGACAACUGCCGCCAGGCCUUCUCCAUGUACGCCUUCAUGAUCAGCGGGGGCUGCAUGGCCUGCCCCCUGCCAGCCAUUGACUGGGGUGGCAGCUUUCUGGCACCAUACUUGGGAGGGCAAGAGACCUGCAUCUUCAGCCUCCUUGCCGUCAUCUUCCUCGGCUGUGUGCUGGCCACGCUCUUUGUGACAGAGGAGGCAGCCACCCAGGCAGAUGUUCUGGAUGGUCCGGCGCUGAAGGAUGCUCCCCCUAAGCCCUCAGCUCCUGCCUGCUGCUCGUGCCAGCUCUCCUGGUGCUCGUGCCUGCUGCAGGCCAGGCACGUGAUGCAGGCCCUGAGAAACCUCUGCACGCUGGUGCCGCGGCUCCACAGCCUCUACUGCCGCAUCCCCAAGGUCAUCCGGCGCCUGUUCGUGGCCGAGCUCUGCAGCUGGAUGGCACUCAUGACGUUCAUGCUGUUCUACACAGACUUUGUUGGGGAAGGGCUGUACCACGGCGUCCCCAGAGCCAAGCCGGGCACGGAUGCCAGACGCCACUACGAUGAAGGUGUCCGGAUGGGUAGUUUGGGUCUCUUCCUGCAAUGUGUCACGUCCAUCUUCUUCUCGACAAUCAUGGACCGGAUGGUGAAGCAGUUUGGGACGCGAGUGGUCUACCUGGCCAGCGUGGUGUUCUUCCCCGUGGCUGCCUUCGUCAUGUGCCUUUCCCACAGCGUCAUCGUUGUCACCAUCUCGGCUGCUCUGACGGGCUUCACCUUCUCCGCACUCCAGAUCCUGCCGUACACCCUGGCAUCGCUGUACCAUCAUGAGAAACAGGUAUUUUUGCAUAAAUAUAAGAGCAAGGAGGAGGAAGACGCAGCUCAACUGGACAAGAAUUCAGCCUUCUCUAAAGGCCUCCUUUCCAGCCAGAAGGUGCCUUACCAGAAUGGACAUGCUGGGAGCCUCUUCUCUCCUUGCUCCUCUUCCUCCUCUCCUCCGGCCGCCGGCUCGGCUCUGUGCGUCAGCUCCUCCUGCGACGUCUCGCUCAUGAUGAUGGUGGGAGAACCGGACUCGGUGGUUCCUAGCCGAGGGAUCUGCCUGGACUUGGCUAUUUUGGACAGUGCUUUCCUCCUCUCUCAGGUUGUCCCCUCCCUCUUCAUGGGGUCCAUCGUCCAGUUUACGCAGUCGGUGACUGCCUACAUGGUGUCCGCUGCCAGCUUUGGCCUGGUAGCCAUUUACUUUGCAACCAAAGUUGUCUUCGAUAAGAGUGACAUGGCGAAGUAUUCGGUGUGA
Opisthocomus hoazin is the source of this 1725-nucleotide messenger RNA. The record is from RefSeq and is a predicted model, not a curated record. Lineage: Eukaryota; Metazoa; Chordata; Aves; Opisthocomiformes; Opisthocomidae.